This is a messenger RNA of Aureobasidium musti, 4065 nucleotides long. NCBI's taxonomy places the organism in Eukaryota, Fungi, Ascomycota, Dothideomycetes, Dothideales, Saccotheciaceae. The record is from the annotation of a GenBank genome assembly.
AUGUCGGCCACUUCACCACGACAAAGUCGGCGGACUGCCGCCUCGCGACGCAGGGUUGUUGAUUCCGACGACGACAUGGAAAUAGACAUGGGCGAUGAAAAGAGGGAAGAAUACACUCCAGCUCCUCGCUCUACGAGGAACACCAAGUCUGUAACCUCUACACCACAGACAGCCUCACGUACUCGUCGCAACCCCGUCGUCGACGACGAGAUCCUAGAAGAUGCCACUUCACCCACCAAGCCCAAGCGCCGUACCGCCAAAACCGCUCGUACUGCACCCAAGAGCCGUAUGUCCACAUCAGUUGCUUCCGAGGUCGAUGCCUCCACAAUGUCGACUCCUCAGCACGCAGCUCCGCCAGCUGCACAGAGGCAGGCCACGCCUCUUGCCGACAUCACAGAGACAGCUGUGAACGAUCAGACUCCGCGUGCUCAGACGAGACCACCACCAUCCAGCCAGGUUCACAAGGUCGAUACGAAUACAACUCUGCUGGAGAAGCCGAUGGAUAUCGUCGUGCGUACCAGAGCUGCCGCUACCAUGCCCGUUUCGCAAGCUCCCGACGAGCCUCGAUCGCGUACCGUCAUUACCCAUCUCGUUCUGAAGAACUUCAAGAGUUAUGCUGGCCGUCAGGAAGUCGGCCCCUUCCAUGCUUCAUUCUCCUCGGUUGUUGGCCCCAAUGGCUCAGGCAAAUCCAACGUCAUUGACUCCUUGCUCUUUGUAUUUGGUUUCCGUGCCAGCAAGAUGCGACAGGGCAAGAUCUCCGCUCUGAUUCACAACUCCGCUGCCUAUCCUGAUCUGGAUCACUGCGAGGUCGAAGUCCACUUCCAGCAGGUCAUGGAUUUGCCAGUUGGUGGCCAUGAAGUCAUCGCUGAUUCACAGCUUGUAAUCUCGAGACGCGCCUUCAAAAACAACGCGAGCAAAUACUACAUCAACGGCAGAGAGUCUAACUUCACCGCCGUCACUACCCUGCUGCGCGAUCGCGAGGUCGAAUCCAUUGCUCAGAUGAAACCAAAAGCCGCUACCGAGCACGACGAUGGCCUGCUGGAAUACCUAGAAGACAUCAUUGGCACUUCCAAAUACAAGACGCCUAUCGACGAAGCUGCCACUGAGACAGAAGCACUCAAUGAAGUUUGCGCCGAGAAAAACACCAGGGUACAACAUGUCGAGAAGGAAAGGAAUGCUCUCGAGGAUAAGAAAGACAAAGCACUGGCUUUCAUCCGUGAUGAGAAUGAGCUGGCUACGAAGCAAUCCGCUCUAUACCAAAUAUACAUCAACGAGUGCUCAGAUAAUGUUACCGUGACUGAAGAAGCCGUUCAGCAACUUCAACAGCAGCUCGAUGAGGAACUCGAAAAGCACAAGGGCAAUCAAGAAGGUAUAAAGCGCCUGCAAAAACAGCACAGUGCCACAGCCAAGGAGUACGAGCGCAUGUCAGAAAGCACACAAUCGGUUCUGAAAGAGAUGGCAAAGCUAGACAAGGAAACCGUGAAACAUGCAGAGAAGAAAAAAUUCCUUGCAAACAAGGCUAAGAAGCUUGCAAAAACGGCGGAAGACAGCAGAUUCGCUAUAUCUGGAGCCACCACACAGGCCACACAGGCCGAGGACGACAUCAACAGAAACGCGCAGUCCAUAGCUGAACUGGAAGCCGAGAUGCAGCAAGAAGAAGCACGACUGACUCAGAUUCGAGAAAGUCUCAAAGGCAAGACUCAAGGUAUCUCGGACGAGAUUGCGGCCAAGCAGAAGACUCUAGAACCCUGGCAAGCGAAGGUCAACGAAAAGCAGUCUGCAAUUUCUGUUGCACAAAGCGAGCUCGAUAUUCUCAGAGAGCGAGGUAAUGCUGGAGCGAAUGCUAUCCAGGAAAUCGAGUCAAAGAUCACGGCAAUCUUUGAGACUCGUGAAGCAAAAGCGGUAGCAUUCAAGGAGUGUAGACGAGAACGGAAGGAGGUGGAACAGUCCCUGCAAGAAACGCAGGCCGAGAUCGAUCAUCUUACUUCGCAAGAGUCCAAUUUACGCUCAAAGCUCUCGGGAGCUAGACAAAAGGCCGAUGAGGCAAGAGCUAGUUUAGCUGCAACGCAGACUCAAGGAAACGUUCUCACUGGCCUGAUGCGCCUCAAGGAGUCUGGCAGGAUCAACGGAUUCCAUGGACGCCUCGGUAACCUCGGUGCCAUCGAUGCAAGAUUCGAUGUUGCUAUCUCUACCGCAUGCCCUUCCCUCGACAAUCUGGUAGUCGACUCUGUUGAGGUCGGCCAACAAUGCAUCGAGUACCUUCGCAAGAACGACCUGGGUCGUGCUAACUUCAUUCUUCUCGACCGCUUACCACAGCGAGAUCUGUCGGCCAUACAAACACCGGAGAACGUGCCUCGACUCUACGAUCUUGUCAAGCCGAAGGACGAUCGAUACCGACCUGCCUUCUACAGUGUGCUGCAAAACACACUUGUUGCCAAGGAUCUCGAGCAGGCCAACCGUAUCGCUUAUGGUGCAAAACGUUGGAGAGUCGUCACGCUUGACGGUCAGUUGAUUGACAAGUCGGGUACCAUGAGCGGUGGUGGUACGAGAGUCGCUAAGGGUGCUAUGUCUUCCAAGGUUGUGGCCGAUGUGACUAAGGAUCAGGUCGCCAAGCUUGAGGUUGAUCGUGAUACCCUAGAAGAGACAUUUGCACAGUUCCAGCAAAGGAUGCAGCAGCUAGAGGCUCAUCUCAGGGAAUUGCAAGAUCGAGUGCCACAACUCGAGACUCAAGCUCAGAAAGUCGAGGAGCUUCAGGCUGAGAGUCAACCUUCGGAUUCAGAUGACAAACGUAUCUCUGAGCUCGAGAAGACCAUCAGGAAACUUGAGAAAGAGACUGAGAAGCUGCAAGCAGAAACUGCUGGUAUCGAAGAGGAGAUCAAAGCACUACAAGCCAAGAUCAUGGAAGUUGGUGGUGUCCAGCUUCGUACACAAAAGGCCAAGGUCGAUGGACUCAAGGAGCAAAUCGAUCAUCGCACUGAAGAAAUGUCUAACGCGGAGAUCAACAAGGCCAAAGCUGAAAAGCAAAAAUCAAAACACGAAAAGACUUUUAAUGAUGCACAGUCUGAGCUGGAAAAGGUGACAGCUGAUGCAGAACAGGUCGAAGAUGAGAUCAAAGAGCAGACCAGAAACACUGCAGGGUUCCGCAAGGAGGCGGAAGAAGCUCAAGAGGCCUUGAACACCAAGAAAGAAGAGCUUGAGGCACUCAAGACUGAGCUCGAUGCCCAGACAGCCAUCUUGAACGAGACUCGAGGCAUUGAGAUCGAGAUGCGGAAUAAGCUCGAAGAGAACCAGAAGAUUAUGGCCGAGAAUCAGAAGCGUCUACGAUACUGGCAAGAGAAGCUAAGCAAGCUCUCUGAGCUCGAGCCUCUGCCUAUGGCGCAAUACACCAAAGACGAACUCGAAGACAUGUCUAAAGACGAGCUCAAGGCCUCGAUAGCGCUUCUCGAAGAGUCAACAUCACAAUCAGUUGAGCUUUCGGUUCUGGCCGAGUAUCGCCGUCGUGUAUCUGAACACACAUCGCGUAUGUCUGAUCUCAACGAAGCUCUAGCUGGUCGCGACUCAGCAAAGAAACGACUUGAUGACCUCAGACGCAUGCGUCUCGAAGGAUUCAUGGAAGGAUUCUCGACCAUCUCAAUGCGCCUCAAGGAGAUGUAUCAGAUGAUCACCAUGGGUGGUAAUGCAGAACUCGAGCUCGUUGACAGUCUCGACCCCUUCAGCGAAGGCAUUCUUUUCAGUGUCAUGCCGCCAAAGAAGAGUUGGAAGAACAUCAGCAACUUGUCCGGUGGAGAGAAGACACUCAGUUCAUUGGCACUGGUCUUUGCUCUUCACCACUACAAGCCAACUCCUUUGUAUGUCAUGGACGAGAUCGAUGCUGCUCUCGACUUCCGCAACGUUUCGAUCGUUGCCAGUUAUAUCAAGGAGCGAACCAAGAAUGCUCAGUUCAUCGUCAUUUCCUUGAGAAACAACAUGUUUGAGUUGGCUGCGAGAUUGGUUGGUGUUUACAAGGUCAACCACAUGAGUGUAACUAUCGAGAACAAGGACUACAUUCAAGCUGCUGCUGCAUGA